AUGAAAAAUCUACUUAUUGGUAGUAAACGUAUUCCAGUUAAAGUUUCGAAAAUGGUUUUCACAAUUACUUCAGGGCAUGAUGCCGACAGUGAUGGUUUAAUUAGUAUACAUGAAUUAAAAGGUCUUAUAGAGGCUGGCCUCUGUCGUGAUAUACCCGCAAAUGUGGCACAACAAAUUCUUAAAUUAUCCGAUACCGAUAAUAAUGGUCAUUUGGAUUUUGAGGAAUUUUAUCGUAUGUCUCAAAAACAUCAGUGGAUGAUACGAAAUGUUUUAACAAGAUAUUGUCGUUUGGUGGUACCGCCACCUAAACCCUUGGAGGGUGAUCAGUUGGAUGGUGCCUAUGAAAAGCAAAUGUCAGUAUGUCCGCCUCCCCUAACUAUGGUCAUAUUUUCUGUUGUUGAAAUUAUAAUGUUUCUCAUAGAUGUUAUACAUUUUCAAGAUGAUCCCGAUAAUAAUCGCCGCAUUGGCGAGAGUACAAAUGGCCCUGCUGCCACACUUUUUAUCUAUAAUCCCUAUAAACGUUAUGAGUCUUGGCGUUUUGUUACCUACAUGUUUGUUCAUGUUGGCAUUAUGCAUUUGUUUAUGAAUCUUAUUAUACAAAUAUUUUUGGGUGUUGCCUUGGAAUUGGUGCAUCAUUGGUGGCGUGUGGCUUUAGUUUAUUUGGCCGGUGUUUUGGCUGGCUCUAUGGGUACAUCGCUAACAAGUCCUCGUAUAUUUUUAGCUGGUGCUUCGGGUGGUGUUUAUGCUUUGAUUACCGCUCAUAUUGCUACAAUUAUUAUGAACUGGAAAGAAAUGGAAUAUGCCAUCGUACAACUACUUGUCUUUCUUAUAUUCUGUUUCACCGAUUUGGGUACAUCAAUAUAUCGCCACAUAACCGAUCAACAUGAUCAAAUUGGUUAUAUGGCACAUUUAUCAGGAGCUGUUGCUGGUCUGCUAGUGGGUAUAGGUGUUUUAAGAAAUCUAGAAGUACGCCGUUGGGAACGUAUACUUUGGUGGAUUGCUGUUAUUUUCUAUUUUGCUCUUAUGAUGACUGGUAUAUUGAUACAUGUUUUUUUACCCGACUAUUUUCCACGACAAGAGUACAAUUGAUUGAAUGAUUGAUAAUUUCUAAAAAAAAAGAGAAAACAAUUAAGAUUAAAAGUAACUUUUAAAGCAUUUUAUAUAAACAUAUAUAUAUAUUUUUUUAAAUGUUUUUAAGUAAUUUAUUUUUUUAUAGCUAAAAUAUUAAGCCAAAGUGCCUUUUGGAUUGAUAAUAAUGACAUUAAUGCUUUCUUUAUUUUAAUUACUUUUUUAAUAUGUAAAUUUAAGUUACGUCUUUUAAAGUAUAUUUAUUUUUAAAAAGACAUAAAAUAUUUAAGUAUUUUUUUUACAUAAAAUUACCAAAACGUACAUGCAUAUAGUUAAAUGAAAAUCAUGAAGAAAACUUAAAGAGCAACAUUAAUUUUAAACGAUUUUUAUUACGAAUUUCUUAAUGUCUUGAUUACAAUCUAAUUAAGGGAACUUUUUUUAAUUAAAAAACAGGAUCUAAACUCCAGUUAAUGAAAUUUUAUUAUUAUGACUUUUUUAAAAUUUAAUGUUUACAAGAAAAUUUAUUUAUUAUAAUUGGCAAAUUAUUCUUAAUAGAAAGAAAUUUAAGUAAUUGUUUAAAUAUAAGUAGAUAAUGUUUAAAUUUUUUAAAAUUUUGUUAGCGAUUUCAAUGCACUUUUCUAAGCAAGUUUUUAUUUUAACAAGUAAUCGUUUUUUCUUUAUAUCAAAGAUAAUUUUUAAACACUUCUUCAUAUUAGGUAUAAGAACACUUGUUUUAGUUUAAACAACUAAACAGUCAUACCGUCCAGCAAUAUGUUUGUAAUAAUAUUUUUAAUAUCAGUUACUUAUUUAAUAUGUAUGUACGUUCCCCAACCUGUCCCUUUAUGAUUGAUUCAUUCUUUACAUUAAUAAUUUAUUAACACUUCUAUCAAUAAUGAAUUCCUAUCAUAUUUACUAUACAUACAUACAUAACAUAUGUAUGUUAUUUGUGUUUUUAUGUUUAUUUUAUAGCUUAAGAUUUUAUUUGAUUCGAACAUAUUUAAAUGUUUAUAAAUAAAGUGUGCAUUUAAUUUAUUGUGUA
Molecule: messenger RNA, 2107 nt
Organism: Lucilia cuprina (Australian sheep blowfly)
Lineage: Eukaryota; Metazoa; Arthropoda; Insecta; Diptera; Calliphoridae
Gene: rho-4
Product: protein rhomboid
Exons: 5
Coding region: 1-1089 (362 amino acids)
Cellular component (GO): membrane
Molecular function (GO): calcium ion binding; serine-type endopeptidase activity
Source: RefSeq, a predicted model, not a curated record